AUGUUACUACUCGCAACCGAGACCAGGCUGUCCAAGAUCGACAAUGGUUCCAGUCUUCUAGAUCGUCUUGAUCAUCCGGGAUUCUUGGAGGACGCGCUCUACGCGGAGCGAUGGGAUGUAUUGCGUGAAACAUUCAAGUUCUAUCGUGCGCACAAAGUCCCGGAGGCGGUCCUCGCGCAUUUUCUGCGUGAUCUCAUGGCAUAUGCUGUGGAUAGAUUGCGCUAUCUUGGCAUGAAUCAUGACUGCCUCGAAGUGAUGCUUGAACUUGGCCUCGAUAAGCACAUGGAUAGACCUCCUCGUUAUGGAGGUGGCACCUUGCUACAUUUUGCGUUGGGUUCAGAGUGGAUACGAAUUCUGAUGGAUGGGGGCUUUAAUCUGGUGAACUAUCGAAACGAACUUGGAAAAACUGCAUUUCACCAAUUCCUGUUGCAAUGGAAGUAUGAACAGGCCCGUACCAUCAUGUCCUACGGCUGUGAUUUGACUUGGCAGGAUGUCAGGCGCCAGACACCUCUACAUUCGUCGAUCCGCGCAAUCAUUGAAGCCAGCGGCUACUUCCUGGAUAUUAGUUCGUCUCCUUAUGGCACAGUAUCGAAGUGUCUUUCACUUGUCGCUACUCUCCUACGUCAGGGAGCAGAUGCUUCAACUCGUGAUAAUUGCUAUUGCCCCUGUUCUCCCGGGGGCUGCUCUCCCCUUCUUCAGCUCCUCAGAGCGAGUGCUGCAUGGUCACCCGAAGAGCGCUUUGUUCAGCCUAUCUGGGCCCUCGAGAUUUUGAUCAUGAUUGACGAAUUGCAAAGCAGUUUAAUUACACAACAAGCAGUUGAUGACAUGCUACGCGUGAAAGAGUUUCAGUCCCUGGAGAUGACUCACGUCUGCUGCUGUGGCUCGUCCCCUAUCGGCCGUACAGGAACCACGAUUGCCGCAGACGAGAUCGACGAGAUCAUUGACGAAGAGAAAGUACUGGGCGGCUCGACAAGCUGA
This is a messenger RNA of Penicillium diatomitis, 978 nucleotides long. RefSeq lists its product as uncharacterized. The transcript is spliced from 2 exons. Bases 1 to 978 code for a protein of 325 amino acids. The record is from RefSeq and is a predicted model, not a curated record. Lineage: Eukaryota; Fungi; Ascomycota; Eurotiomycetes; Eurotiales; Aspergillaceae.